AUGAAAAUCGCCAUAAUAGGCGCAGGCAUUGGCGGUUGCGCCGCCUAUCUUUCCUUGAAAAAGCGUCUCCCAAAGCCAUUAUCUCCAUCCCAGGAUCACGAGUAUACCAUCUAUGAAGCCUACGCUACACCCCGGGACUUUGAAUCGCCGCAUUCGCUGGGCGAAACCCAUUCUGCCUCCCUUGUUGUGGGUGGAGGUCUUGGUGAACUUUUCCACGACGUUGUGCGGGCCGGUUACCCCUAUGCCGCAAUGAAGUUUAUGAACUCCUAUGGCUUCACGAUGAUGCGGAUGUCUAGUCGCUGCGGUUCUGAUCCGGAGAUUAAUUCUGUUUCCAUGAGCAGACAUGCGAUCUGGAGGACUCUACGGAGUCGCAUUCCGGAUGGAGUUAUUGUGACUAAACGUGUCGCGGAGGUCGUAUCAAAUACGAAUGGACCAAAUACAAUCAAAUUCGCGGAUGGGAGCGCAGACGUGGAGGCGGAUCUUGUAAUUGGCGCGGAUGGCUUGAGGAGCGUGGCGAAGAAGGCCCUCUUUCCUGGCGAAACUCAGGAUCCGGGAAUUGUUGGUAUUGGUGGCUUUGUGCCCCUGGCCGAUGUCAGGCCAGAUGUCGAAGCAGGCACCAUGACUAUUGUGUUUGGAGGGAACGGUUUCUUUGGCUAUGCUCCCUCAGACACCAGUCCUGAAGCUCCUAACCGACACAUACCGCAAGGAGUGAUGCCUCCUGGAAAGACCGUUAUGUGGUGGUCCACAUACGAGAUUGACGAAUGCCCCAACCCCAAGACCAUCGAUAAAGAAGCCGUGAAGCAAGACCUGCAGAAGCGGCAUGGUAACUGGCGAAACCCCGUAAUCCAGAAGAUUAUCAGCAGUGUCAAUGUCGAAACGAUGUAUCCUGUAUGGACGACCCCUGACUUGCCAACAUGGGAGCGUGACGGGGUUGUGUUGAUUGGAGAUGCGGCGCACACAUUGCCCCCAACUUCUGGACAGGGAACGUCGCAGGCGCUGGAGGAUGUAGAGUGUUUCACGAUGUUCCUGGCCCAUUAUUUGAGGAAAGCAUACGAUGGCAAAUCUCCAGAGGAGCCAGCGGCGAUAACGGAAGCGGAGACGGGCGCGAUUUCGCAGACUUCGAAAAAGUACAUGGAAAUCCGCCAGCCGCGGGUUAAGGAUAUUCUCACGAAGUCGAAAAGAAUGGAGAAUAAGAAGAGAAACUUGAACAUCUUUGAGGAAUGGCUGUUGUACCUCGUGUUUUUUAUCAUGGGCCGCCUGCCAACGCUACCUUGGAUAAGAAAUCCAUUUGCCUAUGACAUCGCGGAAGAAGUGAGUCAUGUCAUUAAGUUAGAGAAACAAAAGGAGCCGAAAAAGGACUCGAAGUAA
Messenger RNA from Histoplasma mississippiense, 1368 nucleotides. RefSeq lists its product with no specific name. Bases 1 to 1368 code for a protein of 455 amino acids. The transcript has 4 exons. The record is from RefSeq and is a predicted model, not a curated record. Gene Ontology annotation, molecular function: FAD binding; monooxygenase activity. NCBI's taxonomy places the organism in Eukaryota, Fungi, Ascomycota, Eurotiomycetes, Onygenales, Ajellomycetaceae.